UUCUUAUAGAAAAUUCAAAUAAAAAUCAAAAUAAUGAUCAAACUGAUAUCCAAGAUAAAAACCUAGCUGAAGAUCAAGAUAAAGACCAAGCUGAAGAUCAAAUAGAAUGUCAAUCUAAAAAUAAUAAACUAUAUUCUUCUGUAAAAUGCAAAUAUUGUUUGAAAAAAUUUGAUUGUGGAAUUGCUACUUGA
Dentiscutata erythropus is the source of this 191-nucleotide messenger RNA. The record is from the annotation of a GenBank genome assembly. NCBI's taxonomy places the organism in Eukaryota, Fungi, Glomeromycota, Glomeromycetes, Diversisporales, Gigasporaceae.